Molecule: messenger RNA, 4217 nt
Organism: Misgurnus anguillicaudatus (oriental weatherfish)
Lineage: Eukaryota; Metazoa; Chordata; Actinopteri; Cypriniformes; Cobitidae
Gene: rnd1a
Product: Rho family GTPase 1a
Biological process (GO): small GTPase-mediated signal transduction
Molecular function (GO): GTP binding; GTPase activity
Source: RefSeq, a predicted model, not a curated record
AGAGCUGUAUAAAUUUCCGCAGUGCCGUAUUUCUCUCUUUCGUGGCGAUUUAGUUUAAACCCCAAUGCGGUCACAAACUGAACAGUGCCGUUAUACAGGACUGUCAUCGUAUACAGGACAGGUUUAGUGUGACUGUUCACCGUACUAUUGAAAAUGAAGGAGAGGAGAAUCAGCCAACCUUUGGUAAUGCGUUGCAAACUGGUCUUAGUAGGAGACGUGCAGUGCGGGAAAACCGCAAUGUUGCAAGUGCUAGCCAAAGACUGUUAUCCUGAGACAUACGUCCCGACAGUGUUUGAAAAUUACACAGCUGGGCUGGAGUUAGAAGAGCAGCGUGUGGAGCUGAGUUUAUGGGACACGUCAGGUUCACCUUAUUAUGACAAUGUCAGGCCUCUGUGCUAUAGUGACGCAGAUGCCGUUUUGCUCUGCUUCGAUAUAAGUCGCCCUGACACCGUUGAAAGUGCCCUAAAAAAGUGGAAGGCAGAAAUUAUGGAUUUCUGUCCCAGUACGCGCAUAAUUCUGGUCGGCUGCAAGACGGACCUUCGCACAGAUGUUUGCACAUUGAUGGAGCUGUCCAAUCAGAGACUGACACCCAUUUCCCAUGAGCAGGGAACAUUGCUAGCAAAGCAGGUCGGCGCGGAAGUGUAUCUGGAAUGUUCUGCGUUCACGUCAGAGAAAAGCAUCCACAGUGUGUUUCGCUCAGCUGCGCUCAUGUGUCUCAAUAAACUGCAGCCGCCUAUUAAGCAAACUCCAACUCGACGACUCUCUAAACGCCUCCUUCACCUGCCCAGCAAGGCGGAGCUUCUAAGUUCCAGCUUCAGCAAGAAGAGAACCAAGAGCUGCUCCAUCAUGUGAGCCCACAUUUGCCGCUAUCCACAUCUGUGCUCUAUGAGAGGGUUGGUUAGGGGCUUUGAGAAGAGGGGAGGGCAUAAACUUUCAUGAUCCCACCCUCUUUCUAUAUACUUAUGUUAUUCUUCCAUUCUGACACCCUACCUACAAACACACUCAUCUCUACGUCAAAGAGCAGACGCUUAAAAAAUAUCAAUUAAUUUCCCUUUACCAGCAUAUGGCUUUACAUGAACUGCAUUUUGUAUUGAUGUCAAUCGGACAAAGAGGGAAUAUUGGAUGUGAAGUGCAUAAAAUAUGUUUGUGCAUUUCUGUAUGAGAAUAAGGUAUGAACUGUGAACGCAAGCUGAUAUUCAAAAGGAAGAGGGUGUGAUUCUGUUGCACAGUCUGCACUUUAGUGGAUGUGAGAGAUUAAAUGUUGGGAUGUGUCAGGCAGGAGCAGAGAAACAAAUACAAGUUGGCAUUAGUUGCCAUUUCAAUAUGACUUAAGUUUGUUUACGGUCUAUUAGGGAAGGGACUGAUCUACAAUGAGACCAUCAACAUGUCAUGAAAGAAUAAGUAGAGGAGCUAAACAAGAAUAUUUCCUCUAGAACAAAUGAGGAUGCUUAUAGAUCUAUAUGAAGAUAGAUCGAAUCCAAAUGUGUUGGAGAUGCUGACACACAUUGUUUUACUCUCUCUCUUUCCUGUAGUCCUUCAUGCUACUAAAGAGUGGGUCAUAAAUCUGGGUGAAGUCCUGCACUGCCCUUUAGAGACAGGAUUGCCCUACAGAGCAAAACAAAUGCAUACGUUAUUGCCACAAAGACCUGUCCCAGCUGUUGAGGUUUUUUGGGAUAAGAUCUUUCUCUAAAGUAAUUUUGAACAUGGGUUUAGGAGAUGAGGAAGAAACAGGAUGGGAGAUUACUAAAGGACAGACAGAUACUUCAAUCCACCAAAACUAAUCAAUGUUACAUAAGAAUUUGAAUCUUUUAAAACUUGACUUUCUUAAAACUUCCCUAAAAGGUUACAUGUGAUUCUACAUUAAUAUUCAGUAAUAAAAGUUUGUAUUGUGAUGCAUUCGGUCAGAUCACUAUCAAUGGCGACUCAUCUCUCAACCUAAACCUCAUGGUAUUAAUCUCCAUUUUAAAUCCCGCUAUCCCUGGUUGUGUAAUGCUUAAUCAUAAAACGACUAAAUCCUCGCUUUGGCUUUAUAAAUGGCCAUGUAGACAUGAAUUGAGAGUUUAGAUGGGGAUUACGAGGAAUCGGUCAGAAACUGUAGCUUAUAAUAUUUCAAUUCAUCAAGUGGACAGUUUGGUAAAUAAAUUAUUAUGCAAGUCUCAUAUUUGUAAGAUUUACUGCUUUGCCCCAUUCAUUAACAUAAACUGAAACCCUUGGGGUUUGUCAUUGUUGCCUUACGGUAAUUUAAGGGUGAGUGUGUUUUAACAAUCAGCUUAUUGUAAAAACUUGACAACAAAAGAUGACCGUGUCGAAGAGAAGGUCAAGUAAAUUAAAUAACUGCAUCAGAAUUAUGACAGUAAGCAUGCAGUGUGUUUUGAGGGUUGGUGUAGAUGUACGUCAACAGCAUUAAAUCAGAUCAUAAAUUAUAUAGACACCUCUGGGUAAACCUUUCACUAAACGCCAUCCCAAAGAUUUGUUUGUGGGAAUCUGUCACUUGUAUAUUGGAUAUUGUACGCACAUGGUCGAACGCACAGCCUUGCAAAGUGGUUUAUUUGACUCGCACGUGUGCACAGGCAUUUGAUGCAUGUGUGCAUAGCGGCAAAAUGAAAUGCAUCUCCUAGGCUACAUACUACAUGAAAAUUGCGGACCCCCACGUACAUGUAAGAAAUGGACUAUACACUGGCCUUAGGAGUAGAAACAUUGAACAUACAAACUGGUUUUGCCUUAACUGCACCUCUGAACUUCUUCAAUAUUAUAUCAUUUGCAUUAAUUCAGAUUCCAGUUGACAUGAAACGGUUGAAUCUACAUCAUAUGCUACAUAAUACAGAUCCUGAAUACUACACUAUUGCUUAGCAAGUUAUGUUAAGGUGAAUUGUAUGUCUGUAAACCACUCGAGAAUUUGAUAAAAAGGUGAAGAUAUGGACAAGUUCCCUUACUGUAGCAUAACAAAUGGCUGCACAGGUGAGGUCAUCAUGAUAAUCUAUAAUUAGUUUGUGAUGCAUCUCACAGGCCAUUAUCUUGGUAUAAAUUUGUUAUCGUUGUCUUAUUUGGUAGCACUCUUAUAUCUGUUUGCUGUGGUGAACCUCCACCAUCUUCCUUAAGUCUAAACGUUAAUGUUGUGCAUAAUACUUUUGUAGCCCUUUAAAAUAAUGUCUGUGGAUCAAAACAUUUAACAACAGACGGUAUGACUGUGUAUGAAAUGUCAUGUGUAACUUAUUAAAGGCAGGAUAGGCAGGAAUUAUCUAAAAAACUUCUUUACAAAUUUGUUUAAACUGUCUAUAUAUACAGAUACAUAAUUAAAAUGUAAGUACUCUUUUAAACACAGUUAAUUAUUUCCAUUCAGGAUGAAACAAAUGAUUGGCUUGCACGACUAUCACUCUCUCUCAAGAUCAUGGCACCACCCCUGUUGCUAUGGGAUCUGCCCACACAUGCGCACACCCGAUUGAUUUGAACGUGCACGAGGCACUCUAGGAAGAACAAAAGUAUGGCAGAGAAAGUGCAUUCAGAACUCACAGUACCUGCAUAUGCAGUCAGCGAAGGCAAACAAGGCAAACAAAUGAAUAAACGAACGAAUCAAACGAGAGUAAAUAUCGCGUGGCUUUUCCUCGAGUUGACGAUGCGGUAGCGGUAUUGUCUUCGGAGUGUAGUCCUCAUCAGAGUCAACAAUGCUUUCAUCACGGAAACUCUUCCAUGCAAAACACUGGCUUAAUAUUGAGUACUAAAAGCCAUCCUAUUUGUUUAUAUUCAUAGUGAUAAAGUUAGGUGUAUUAUUACAUGUGAUUGUGACAUGAUGUUACUAUAUGCACCGCGCUCCUUCCUCUCAGCUCGUCUGAGGUAAAUGCUGCUCCCAGCGCGUUCAUGUGUUUUGGGGGCGUGGCUUUAGAAGAAACCCUGAAGGGAGGGGGUGGAGUGAAUGGAAAAAUGAGCUGUGUUUAAAACAGUCGUGAGAAGUCUACAGACACUCGAUUUUUAUACUCUCUUUUUCAGAGUACUUACAUUUUACUUAUGUAUUGGUAUAUAAAGACAGUUUAAACAAAUUUGUAAAAAAGUUUUUUUAGAUAAUUCCUGCCUAUCCUGCCUUUAAAUGAACAGGUAAUUAUUGGUGGAUUUUUGUUUAUUUCCUUAGUUUCAGACAGUCUAUUUUAUAUUAAAUAUUGCUUAUAGGUUUUGUUCCUUGUCUUAUGUCUGAAAAUAAUUAAAAUCUGAAUUUGUUCAAUAAA